Messenger RNA from Oryza sativa Japonica Group (Japanese rice), 1537 nucleotides. Its product is annotated as aspartic proteinase CDR1. Lineage: Eukaryota; Viridiplantae; Streptophyta; Magnoliopsida; Poales; Poaceae. Gene Ontology annotation, biological process: proteolysis. The record is from RefSeq and is a predicted model, not a curated record. Gene Ontology annotation, molecular function: aspartic-type endopeptidase activity. Gene Ontology annotation, cellular component: extracellular region.
AUGGCGGCCAUGGCGCCUUCCUCCGUGCUCGUGCUCCUCGGCGUCGUCCUCCUCGUCGCCGGCGGGAGGCUGUGCGAGUGCGCGGCGAGCGGCGGCGGAUUCAGCGUGGAGUUCAUCCACCGUGACUCACCCAGGUCGCCGUUCCAUGACCCGGCGUUCACCGCCCACGGCCGCGCGCUCGCGGCGGCGCGGCGGUCCGUGGCGCGCGCCGCCGCGAUCGCGGGCUCCGCCUCCUCCUCCGCCUCCGGCGGCGGCGCGGCGGACGACGUCGUGUCGAAGGUCGUGUCCCGGUCGUUCGAGUACCUCAUGACGGUCAACCUCGGCUCGCCGCCGCGCUCGAUGCUGGCCAUCGCCGACACGGGCAGCGACCUCGUGUGGGUGAAGUGCAAGAAGGGGAACAACGACACCUCAUCGGCGGCGGCGCCGACGACGCAGUUCGACCCGUCCCGGUCGUCGACGUACGGCCGCGUGAGCUGCCAAACCGACGCCUGCGAGGCGCUCGGCCGCGCCACCUGCGACGACGGGUCGAACUGCGCCUACCUCUACGCCUACGGCGACGGGUCGAACACCACCGGCGUCCUCUCCACCGAAACCUUCACCUUCGACGACGGCGGCUCGGGGAGGAGCCCCCGCCAGGUGCGCGUCGGCGGCGUCAAGUUCGGCUGCUCCACCGCGACGGCCGGCUCGUUCCCGGCCGACGGUCUGGUCGGCCUCGGCGGCGGCGCGGUCUCCCUCGUGACGCAGCUCGGCGGCGCGACGUCGCUCGGGCGGAGAUUCUCCUACUGCCUCGUCCCGCACUCCGUCAACGCCUCGUCGGCGCUCAACUUCGGCGCCCUCGCCGACGUCACCGAGCCCGGCGCGGCGAGCACGCCGCUCGUCGCCGGCGACGUGGACACGUACUACACCGUGGUCCUCGACUCCGUCAAGGUCGGGAACAAGACGGUGGCGUCGGCGGCGAGCUCCCGCAUCAUCGUGGACUCCGGCACGACGCUGACGUUCCUCGACCCGUCGCUGCUGGGGCCGAUCGUCGACGAGCUCUCCCGCCGGAUCACGCUGCCGCCGGUGCAGUCGCCGGACGGGCUGCUGCAGCUGUGCUACAACGUUGCCGGGCGGGAGGUGGAGGCCGGCGAGAGCAUCCCGGACUUGACGCUGGAGUUCGGCGGCGGCGCGGCGGUGGCGCUGAAGCCGGAGAACGCGUUCGUGGCGGUGCAGGAGGGGACGCUGUGCCUGGCAAUCGUGGCGACGACGGAGCAGCAGCCGGUGUCCAUCCUCGGGAACCUCGCGCAGCAGAACAUCCACGUCGGCUACGACCUCGACGCCGGCACGGUCACCUUCGCCGGCGCCGACUGCGCCGGCUCAUCCUAGCUCCUAGUGCUCGCCGGCGGGGCGGCGUCUUGUGUAAUUAGCUGCUCGUUAUUCCUAAUAAUGUACAUCUGGUAGUACGGUGAUCAAUGGCAACGUGGUACUCCAGUAUGGUACGGUGUGAUCAAAUUUCCAAUAUUUCAUACGCAGUUAAUUUGUUCCCGCAAUUUCCUAG